Messenger RNA from Ceratina calcarata, 2482 nucleotides. RefSeq names its product solute carrier family 30 member 9 (gene ZnT49B). Bases 484 to 2289 code for a protein of 601 amino acids. Gene Ontology annotation, cellular component: endoplasmic reticulum; membrane. The transcript has 9 exons. NCBI's taxonomy places the organism in Eukaryota, Metazoa, Arthropoda, Insecta, Hymenoptera, Apidae. Gene Ontology annotation, molecular function: monoatomic cation transmembrane transporter activity. The record is from RefSeq and is a predicted model, not a curated record. Gene Ontology annotation, biological process: intracellular zinc ion homeostasis; zinc ion transport; transmembrane transport.
AUCGGCACUUCCCCUCUGAUUUUUCCGAUGUCGGUCGGACCGAUGAUGUCGGACCGUCGGACAGUAGUUUAAUUUUCUGACAGUUCUAUUCGGGAUACACCGAAACGGUUUUAUAUGUAUAAAAGCUCAUUAAACACUGAAUAGUAUUCCGGUACUUUAAUAUAUCGUUAACCAUGAAAUGUAUUUAAUUCUAUAAAAUAUAAAUAAACGUGAAAGAAGGUGAAGGUAUGUUUCGUCUUCGAAUUCGAUCUGCGUACACGUAACUUGUGGAAUCGCGACCGUUCCGUUUAUCGUUCUGUUUCACAAAAGAGACUGAUAAUUCUACUACGGCAAUGCCCACGAAAAGAAAUUCCAACUAUCCGAAAAUACUUGAGCGUCAGUGAAUUUCCCUGGUAGGUUAGACACAUUCCUGUGUAAGGUUGCAUCGUUCCACACCGCCAGGCCAGCGUUCGAGCGUUCAAACGUUCGAACAGAAUUGGAAACAUGUUACAACGAGCUCCCAAUCUUCUCAGACUGAUUCAUAACGUUAGCCGAUGUAACAAAGAUUGUUUAUACAUAUUUCAAGUAGGCUGUACAAAAAGACAUACCGGUUUGAUUACGUGUAACUACAGUGCGAGAUGCAAACUGCACGUAAUCGCGAGCAGCCCGGUGUUUGCCGCGAAAGCAAAAGGAGCGGAACACCUACCAGAAUGGAGGUGGCUCCUUGUCACGACGUCCAGACGUCCUAUCUCCGUCGUAGCGAGAUUGCAGAAAGACGAACAAGGAGGAGAUCGUAAACAGUGUGAUGAACAAGUGCAACAGAGGAUAAUAGAAUUGAAAAAAGAAAAUUUGGGCCAGCUUAAAGAGAGAAAGCUGGACGUCAGAGCUAAGGAUGAUGGUCAAGCAAAGAUUGACGGGCCACAGGAGUCGAAGCCCGAAGUCGUCAAGAAGAGGAUCAAAAUGGACAAGAGUGCAUCGUCUCUAGAACGUAAUUUCAUUACCCCAGUAAGAGCCAUGUCCGAUUUUUUAUUAAAGCCGUCCGACCUCGAGAACAUACCAAAAACGAAGAGAAGAUCACCGUACGAAUUCGAACCACCGAUCACCGUCUACUGGCGAAAAGACGUGGAAGCUAAAGCGUUAGAAGUUUGGGGCUCGCGGGAAGCUCUGGCGAAAGAGCUGCUCAAGAAAGAACUCUCGCAGAAACAAUAUCAGCAAAAUAUAUUUACCGUGAAACGGAGACUGAGAGACUACAGACGGGAAAUGGGUAGCAAAGCCGAGUUCGUCGAACAGGAAGGACUGUUCGGUAGAUCCGGCAAGGUGGUCUUGACCGCUAUCGUGAUCAACGGCAGCAAUUUUUUAUUUAAAUUGUGUGCGUGGUUGUACACGGGCUCGCACAGUAUGUUCUCGGAGUGCGUGCACUCCGCCGCGGACACGUGCAACCAGUUGAUAUUGGCUUACGGCAUACACAAAUCGGUACAGACUCCUAAUCCCGAUCACCCGUACGGUUACACGAAUAUGAAAUACGUCUCCUCUCUGAUAUCUGGCGUCGGUAUAUUUUGCGUCGGGACUGGUUUGUCGAUUUAUCACGGCAUCCACGGCCUGCUGAAUCCGUCCGUGGUGGAAUCGUUCUACUGGGCGUACUUCAUCCUAGCCGGUUCUCUGGUGUCCGAAGGCGCGACUUUAUUAGUCGCGAUACAAUCGAUCAAGAAAGGAGCGGAGGAGAAGCGGCAGACGUUCAAGCAAUACGUGUUGGGAGGUCAAGAUCCUUCUGUGAAUGUCGUGCUCAUGGAAGAUCUCGCGGCGGUUCUUGGUCUCGUUUGCGCGGCGAGCUGCAUGGGCUUGACUUCAUACUUGGAGAAUCCUAUGUUCGACUCGAUUGGAUCUCUUUUGGUCGGCGGUCUGCUGGGCGCAGUGGCCGGUUUCAUAAUACACACGAACGCCGCUGCUCUCAUCGGCAGAAGUAUAUCUCAAGAAGAUCUCGAUAAGAUCAACGCCGAAUUGGAAUCGGACAUAAUGGUUCGCGCGAUCUACGAUGUGAAAGGUAUCGAUAUGGGCAACAACUUGGUUCGGUACAAGGCCGAGCUGGACUUUGACGGGAGAGAAUUGACGAGAUCUUAUCUGGAGAAGAACGAUAUGGUCGAAAUGUUAAAGGACGUACAAGCGAUGAAAAACAUAGACGAGCUGGAAGCGUUCAUGUUAAAACAUGGCGAAGCUAUCGUCGACACUGUUGGCGGGGAGAUAGACAGGAUGGAAUUAAAACUGAAGAAGAAACACCCGGAGAUUCGGCACUGCGACUUGGAGAUCUUAUAACUAUUUUUGCUUUAUUAUUUUGUACAGUAUAGAGCGGGGAUCCACGUGCUUCUGUAAAUAAUGUUUAAUAACGAUCGGACGUUACACGAUAUGUAUUUACACUAUAUAUAUACACAAUAUAUAUACUUAUUUAUCGAAUAAACGUAGUACACGUGUUUUCCUUCGUAGAAAUAAACUCGAGCGAGCUCUCUGA